Messenger RNA from Caretta caretta (loggerhead turtle), 1047 nucleotides. The record is from RefSeq and is a predicted model, not a curated record. Lineage: Eukaryota; Metazoa; Chordata; Testudines; Cheloniidae.
AUGAAUGGAAGCCCCGUCUGGCAUUGGGGACCUGGUUCUGGCAGCCGAGCUGAUGGAGGUGACGGGAGCGUCCCCCUGCUAUGCCCAGCACCGGGGCGGGACCCAGCCGGCCAUGCAGCACGACCAGGCGGCCUACGGCAUCCCACAGGAGCCGGCCGCACGGUGCGGGAGCUGCAGGAGAUGGUGCAUCGGCAGAGCCAGCUGCUGCAGAGCUCGCAGGAGGCCCUGGCUGCCAGCCAGGAGCGCUGCCAGGAGCUGCAGGAGAGGUCGGAGAGCGAGUGCUGGGUGCUGGCAUCGGAGCUGGGCCAGCGGAUCGCGGCGCUGGAGGCGGGGAACCGGAACCUGCGGUGCGAGCGGGACCAGCUGGAGAGCCGGACACGGGGGCUGCGGGAGGAGCCGGAGCGGAGCCGCAGCUCAAUGCUGCACGUCGGCCAGAAGCUGAAGGAGCAGGGGGGCCGGGCCGGGCCUGCCUGGCCAGCGUCCGGGACGACAGCAAGGGGCUGCGGUUCUACACUGGCUUCGGCAGCGCCCAGCGCCUGGCCGCAUUCCUGGCCUUCCUGUCUGAGGGGGAGCUGCGGCGGGGGCCGAACCGGGCCCCCCCAGCGCCCUAGCUCUUCCUGGUGCUGGUGCGGCUGGGGCUGCUCCUGCAGGAUCUGGCCUUUCGCUUCCAGCUCUCCGAGGCCACUGCCUCCCGCUACUGGCUCAGCUGGACCCAGCUCAUGGAGACCCGGCUGGCCCAGGUGCCGGUGUGGUGCAGCCCGCGUGGAGCGCUUCGAGCUGCAGCGGGCGUCCCGGGUCAGGGGCGUCCCGCGGGUGGUGCUGGACUGCGCCCAGCUCCGCUCCGAGGGCCGGGGCCGGCAGCUCUAUGCCCUGCAGGACUGUGCCCUGGCCGCCCCCAGUGGCUUCCUGCUGCAGUGCCGCCCUGCCGGGCGGGGAGGGGGGGGCAGGGCCGGGGCUGCCCCCCUUCCUGCGGGACGGCCCCGUGGCCCUCAGCGCCCAGCAGGGGGAGGCCUGCCUGCAGCUGCUCAGCCUGGCCAGCCUGGCUGA